Molecule: messenger RNA, 555 nt
Organism: Lasiodiplodia theobromae
Lineage: Eukaryota; Fungi; Ascomycota; Dothideomycetes; Botryosphaeriales; Botryosphaeriaceae
Product: Cytidine deaminase
Exons: 3
Coding region: 1-555 (184 amino acids)
Cellular component (GO): cytosol
Molecular function (GO): zinc ion binding; cytidine deaminase activity
Source: RefSeq, a predicted model, not a curated record
AUGCCGGCGGCAGAGAAAGGCGAGCUCAUCCAUGGACUCACGGUGAAGGAGGUUGACGCCCUGUCCAAGGGAUGUCUUGAAGCGCGCCAAAGGGCAUACUGCCCGUACUCCCAAUUCCGCGUCGGCGCCGCUCUGCUCAUCCACCCCACCUCGACCUCGCGCUUUGCCUCGACCGCCACCCCGAAUGCGGAUGAUGCCCCCCAAAUCAUCCUUGGCGCCAACGUCGAGAACGCCGCCUACCCCGUUGGCACCUGCGCCGAGCGCGUCGCCGUCGGCACCGCCGUGACGUCGUUCGGCUAUGGCAGGGGCGACAUCAAGGCCGUCGGCGUGGCUACCGACUUGCGCGAGGAGCAUUGCAGUCCGUGUGGCAUGUGCAGGCAGUUUCUGAGGGAGUUCUUGGAGUUGGAUACCCCGAUCUUUAUGCAUACGAGCGAGGGGAAGUACGUUGUGAAAACCAUGGGAGAGCUGUUGCCCAUGAGCUUUGGCCCGGAUGUGCUGCCGCCGCCGGAAAAGCUGUUGGCACAGAGGCAGGAGCAGGGAAAUGGGGCGAAGUGA